AUGACGUUCAUCAUGGCUACGGAAGCUCAAAGAUUAAUAUCGAUAUCUUUGGCUAAGAUAGCCGCAUCGCGUUGUGUUCGAGGUGGUGUUUCGUUGCACAAAAAUCUUUUAGUUGCUACUGUACUUCAGAAGGCGCGUUACAUAUUUAUGGAAGAAGCUUUCCACAUGGUCCACGGCACUAACCUUAACCAAGCAAAUAGCAAGUUCAUUCAACAACUUCGAGAACAAGAGCGUCUAGAACAUGAAUUACGACAGCAAGAUAAAGAAUAUGAUGAUGAUGAUGACACAUCGUCAGACGUUCUCGAUGAUGAUUCAGAACUUGACCUAUUCUCGUCACCAAUUGAUUCAACGGAAAGUUUAAAUUUUUUGAGCGAAUCAAGUAAAGAUACCGGAAAUAGCAACAGUAACAAACUCAACUCUAGCACAAAAGAAAACAAUCCAUCAUUGGCAUCCACAUCAACAAACUCAACAUCUGAUCUUGUCUACUUGGAUUUGGACAUAAAUCGAGUGAAACCGCAAGAUGAUCCUGGCUCAGUCAGUAUUAGUGGACAAAAACGCCGACUUGAUGAUUCCGACUUUGAAACCGAAGAAGCAAUUCUUUCAAUUCUUCCGAAAAGCAAACAAAUCAAAUUUAACAACAGCGAAUCCUCGUCAAAUAACAUGGAUACGUCAAACAGUUCCGACAUUACCACAGACAAUUGUUUAUCGUUGGAUUUUUUAUCCAAUGAUUUAAGUCUGACGAGUAAUUCGCCGACGCAUACUGCAAGUGUUACGAUGGCACCGUUAGAUAUGAGCAGCAAUAAUAACACUUCCGCAACUUCACCGACAUCAUCCAUUGAUCGAAUAACAUCGCUUGUUUCAAUCUUCAAUUUUGGAAGCCUUCAACGAUCUGUUUCAUCUCCUGACCUGUGCUUAACACCAUCUUCUCACCAUCACGUCGACAAUAGCUGCUGCAACCUAAACACACAACAUCAAAUUGCGAUGACCGUUUAG
This is a messenger RNA of Clunio marinus, 993 nucleotides long. Lineage: Eukaryota; Metazoa; Arthropoda; Insecta; Diptera; Chironomidae. The record is from the annotation of a GenBank genome assembly.